This is a messenger RNA of Myotis lucifugus (little brown bat), 1088 nucleotides long. Its product is annotated as mastin-like. Lineage: Eukaryota; Metazoa; Chordata; Mammalia; Chiroptera; Vespertilionidae. Gene Ontology annotation, molecular function: serine-type endopeptidase activity. Bases 1 to 1062 code for a protein of 353 amino acids. The record is from RefSeq and is a predicted model, not a curated record. Gene Ontology annotation, biological process: proteolysis. The transcript has 8 exons.
AUGGCCCAGGGCGCACACUCCCAGCCAGCUCCGCGGCUCUGGCCCUACCAGCUGCAGGAGGUGAUGGUUCCCCUUGUGGGGAACGAGGUCUGUAACCAGCGCUACCAGAACUCUUCCACCAACACUGGCCAGAUCAUCAAGGAUGACAUGCUGUGCGCUGGGAGUGAGGGCCAGGACUCCUGCCAGGGUGACUCCGGGGGCCCCCUGGUGUGCAGCUGGGAAGGCACCUGGGUCCAGAUGCUGUGGCUGCUGGUCCUGACUCUCCCCUGUCUGGGGGGCUCCGUACCUGUCACCUCAGAUCCCGGCCCAGGGACUGAGCUGGUGGGCAUCGUGGGGGGGCAUGAUGCUGCCGAUGGGGCGUGGCCGUGGCAGGUGGGCCUGUGGGUCUGGAAUCAAACAAGUUCAAAGUGGCAUCGCAAUUGUGGGGGCUCCCUCAUCAAUCAACAGUGGGUGCUGACCGCUGCCCAUUGCAUUCAUGGGACAAACCCAGAGACUCGGCACAUUAAGGUCCAACUAGGACGACUGAGGCCCUCAUACAGUGACAGUGUGCAGGUGGCCAGGAUCAUCCGCCACCCCAAGUACAGCAUUAAAAAGAAAGCAGUAGGUGGGGCGGACGUGGCACUUCUCAAACUGGAGGCUCCCGUGCAACCAUCUAACCUCAUCAAGUGGAUCCGCCUCCCGCCAGCCUCCCUCUCAUUCCCCCCUGGCACACGGUGCUGGGUGACUGGCUGGGGCCGCAUUGCUCCUGAAGAGCUGCUGCCACCGCCCCACAAUCUGCAGGAAGUGGAGGUCCCCAUCGUGGCGAAUGAGAUCUGUCGGCAGCAAUACCUCAGGAUCAACAAGGUUAUCAAGGACGACAUGCUGUGUGCCGGGGGCGAAGGCCGGGGCACCUGCCAGGGAGACUCUGGGGGCCCCUUGGUCUGUAAAUGGAGGGGCACCUGGGUCCAGGUAGGCGUGGUGAGCUGGGGGCACAAGUGCGGUCUUGACAACUUUCCUACAGUCUAUGCCCGAGUGACAUCCUUCUUGCCUUGGAUCCUCGGUCAUAUUCAUUCCUCUCCUUGAGCCUGGGGCCGGGCAAGGAUGCUGCC